UCCAAAAGACACGGAGCAUGUGAAUCAAAAUGAAAACACCGAGUGCCAUCAGACAAACGCUACAAAGAGAGGAACCCGGAGGGAUGUCAAAAAUGCAGGCAAAUGCUAAUACCGAAUCAAGGCCAUAGGCUUAACAUCGUGACACACCGGUUAUCUUAUUAGAUCCCAGAACCGGAUUCUUCUGAAUGCUCAGGGACGAGGAAACCCUUCGCCGCAGAGGAUGCGAAAACGGAGUUAUUAUCAGCGCUUUGUGUAAGCAGAGAAAACAACUGAUCUCGAGCUGUCACAGAGGUAAAUUGUAGUGGAUGGGAACCUUCUCUGCGCCCUCUACCUUCCACAUGACCCCACUCUCCCUGUUUCCUCUGCUCCCGUGAAGAUUCGUAACACUCUCUAACACACCCAGACAGCAUGGCGUCCACUGCACAGAUUCUAGAGUUUAAGUUUUCCCCACCCUCUCAGGAUGGGAGUCCAGAGCGUCUGUUCAGCUGUGAUGAGGACAUUGAACGGCGCUACGAGGUGGUCCCGUCUGUCGUCUGCUCCAUGUGUUGCCUGUUUGGCAUCAUCUACUGCUUCUUCGGGUACCGUUGCUUCAAGGCUGUAAUGUUCCUCACGGGUCUGAUGUUUGGUUCCAUCAUCAUCUUCAUGCUCUGCUAUAAGGAGAGGGUCAUGGACACUCAGCUCAGUGUGGAGGCCAGCGUGGGCAUUGGCCUGGGCAUUGGCACGUUGUGCGGUUUGGUCACUAUGCUGGUCCGCAGCGUGGGGCUUUUCAUGGUUGGACUUCUCCUGGGUUUACUGGUGGCCCUGGCCUCUCUGGUGGUUCUAGAGGAGUUUUAUCACCCGAGGACAGUGUGGCUUCCCCUGGGUGUGCUGCUGGGUUCAGGCACACUGUUUGCUGUGCUCACGUUGCAGUGGCAGCGCUGUUUCACCACCCUCUCCACCGCCGUCUUCGGAGCCGCUGUGGUGACUGUGACUGUGGAUUAUUUUGUUGAGCUCUUUGCUUUAACAAGGUAUAUCUAUGAGAGGGUGAAGGUGGAUGCGCCUCGCCCAGUGUGUUGGUUCACAUGGGUGGUCAUGGGAGUCUGGCCCGUGCUGGCGCUGCUGGGUGUUCUUAUUCAGUGGAAGGUCACUGCUGAAGGAUAUUCACACACAGAAGUCUUCAUCAGUCACCAGCAGAGAAGAGUACAGUUAAUGCGGAUUCGUCAAAAGGAACAAAGAAGGGAAUGCCGAAAGAAAAAGAAGAAAAAGCCACAGAUACAGCCACCACAGCAACAGAAGUACCAUCACCCCCUUCAGACCAACCCUCAUCCCCCAAACCCUCCUCCCAAACUCCAGCCUCCAGAGCCCACCCACCGCCGCAAACCCAACACCAUUCGCCGCUUCGAUGGAGAUGUGCUUUCUCCGAGUUACAUCCAGAACUUCCGUGACAGACGUACGGACAGAAGAGGCUACUCUCAUGACAGGUUGAUUGGCGGCUCACAUAUUGUAGAAUUGGACUAUGACUGCGGUUCCCGAGUGCCCCUAACAGCCCAUACAGGUCCCGCAGUGAGAGGCUGACCCUGUACUCUUCACUGAACAGGAACUGCACAGCACAAACCAUUCCAAGAACUUUGCGGCCGGAUCAGAUCUAGAGCAUGUGGUUACCUCAGCCGCCACGAUGGCUGACAUGACUUACAUACCAAAAUCGAUUUGCUGUAUUCCCAUGCUGUAUUUUUGUUCAAAUGCCACAAACGUUGCAGCAAAUGGAUCAUUUGUUUACAAAACACUGUGGAACCACAGUAUGGCUCAGCUCUCCUGCAUUUAACUCCAUUAUAUAUUGCUGAAGAUGGUUGUGGUAUGUUUGUGUGCUUCUCCUCCCAUAAUUAGGCUGCUGUUUCACUCCAUCCAAGAAGAAUGGUCUCAUUACCACAGCAGAACAUCCAUUCUGUACAAUCUGAACUCGGGGACCAAAUACGGCUUUGCCAUUUUUGCGUCUAAACUGUCAUAAAGCAUGCUCGGAUUCUGUCUGGCAGACUAUUUGUAUAUCCAGUUUACAGGUUCAUGCUUCAAUCCUCCUGUUCGUUUGUGACCUUUUAAAGAUGUUUCAGAUAACAUUAUGUUUACAGCACAGGCAGGGAGGUGUGCAUCGUUUUAUAACCGUUUCAAAUGGCUUUAUCUGCUCUGUGUCAGGGCCCACACAAAAUCUGUCAAACCGUGUAUGGUGAACACAAUCUCUGUUCAGUCUGAGCCUGUUGCACAAGCAUAUAAUGAAAUGAUCCGUGCAUUUAUUAUUAGCCAGUGCAUGUGGGCAAAGUGCUACCAUUGCUUUUUGUGUUGUAGUUAUACAUGUUUAAUCUGCUUAGUUGUUUUUUUUUUUUGUUUAAGGCUUCGUAUCUAGAGACUGUUUGGGUGGCUCCCAGUUAUAUCUCAGGGGCUGUGGCAUCCAGAGGAGUCCUAACGAUGUAACUGUGAACACUAAGGGGUUUCGUGUGACUGAUUUAAGUGUCCUUGCCUACAAGAGAGAGUUUUGAAAAGGAUUAAAGAAAGAUGCCCAAGAAGGGUGGAAGAUAUUUCCAAUGGUGGACUUCUCACAGAAAAAGAUGUGUAUUUCUGUGUGUAGAAAGCAUGAAAUGAAGAGAGAUAGACAGAGUGUCUCUGUAUUUGGAGUAUUCUGUGUGGUGUGUUUGUGUAUGAAUAUGUGAAAGCAUUUGUCAUACUGUGAGUCUGCAGUAGGGUUCAGUCUUUAUUUCUGAUUUACCCACAUAUUUGGAUAUGGGGUGAAUUCACACCCAGUUUCCCGUCUGGGUUUAUCAGGGCUGUUGGAGCAAUGAAGAGUCAAAGUCUAAUCUUUUCCUCACUCUAAAGUAGUGAAAGGGCUCAAAGGCUUAAAUUCCUCUGUUUACUGCAUCUCUUUCAAAGUAACAGCUUGGCUUUCCUGUAAAUUUUUGUACAUUGUCUGAAUGUAAAUAUGCUUGCAUUUCUUUAUUCUUGCUAGUGCUUUGGUUAUUUUUAUAAAUGUUUUUUUUUUCUAAUCCGUGGUUACAUCUGUGUGCUGAAAAACUGUCUCUUUGAAUUGUCCCAUUGAUAGUUAUUUGUAAUUAUAAUUUAUUUCUAAUUUAUUAGAUUAAGACUUCAAGUGGAGCUCUGUAUGUAAUUAAAUUGAUGUUGAUCAUUAUUCUUUUUUCAUUAUUCCUGAGCAUGUAUUUGUACAAUACUGAUAACCAUAAAUGUUGUGCUCCUGAAGUCAAA
This is a messenger RNA of Carassius carassius (crucian carp), 3225 nucleotides long. RefSeq names its product transmembrane protein 198-B-like. The transcript has 5 exons. Bases 409 to 1554 code for a protein of 381 amino acids. Gene Ontology annotation, cellular component: plasma membrane; cytoplasmic vesicle. NCBI's taxonomy places the organism in Eukaryota, Metazoa, Chordata, Actinopteri, Cypriniformes, Cyprinidae. The record is from RefSeq and is a predicted model, not a curated record. Gene Ontology annotation, biological process: positive regulation of canonical Wnt signaling pathway.